GACCAAUGACGUUAUCAGAUUGCUGGUGCAGAUUUUUUUUAUUGCUAGCAAACCCCCGUGCUGUAGGCAAACUGUACAGUUAAGGACCGUUGGGACUAAUUGCCUGAUCAUAAACAGAAUACCUGAAGGAUAGGCUGAGGACAAAACCAUGCUGAGCCUCGGGGAGCAGGUCCAGGACAGAAGGGAAUGAGGCUAAAGCUGGUGAAAAUGACCCUUUAACUGGCACAAUUGAGCACUACACUGAACUAGUGCUGGACAUGCUCUGGGAAUAAACUCCUUUAACCAACACAUUACAAUAAUCACUCCACCACUUAAUCCUCUCUCUGGAGGACAGAAUUUUGUGUUUUUUUUUUGUGUGUUUUUUUUUACAAAUAAAGACCUUAACUGUGUGUAUAGGGUGCAGAAAGAUGGGAGGUUUAGAAUAAAAGUUUGGGAGUGUCAGGGUGGGGGUAAGGGGGAAGAAGGCACACAUACAGGCAGACUUGCAGAAAAAGGAGGAACCAUAGGAGCAGCAGUUGUCCCUGCCUCUACCCCAGGGUGUUCUUCUCAGCCCUGGCAAUGUCGGCUGGAGGAGGCGAUCCAUUGGAUGCGAAUGAGCACCCGCGAUUCUUUGUGGGCUGUGAUGAUGCUGAGGGGGAGGAGCUGCUGGACCAUGGCAGGGUAAUGGGCUACGAUUGCCUUUACGAGAACGUGGAGGAAGAGGAAGAUGAGGACGAGAUGUACGACUCGCCCCCAGAGAGACAGAUUGUGGUUGGCAUUUGUGCUAUGUCCAAGAAGUCCAAGUCUAAACCCAUGAAGGAGAUCUUGGAGCGCCUGUGUCUGUUCAAGUACAUCACAGUGGUCACUUUUGAGGAGGAGGUUAUCCUCAACGAGUCGGUGGACAAUUGGCCUCUUUGUGACUGCCUCAUCUCCUUCCACUCCAAAGGUUUUCCAUUGGAUAAAGCAGUGGCCUAUGAGAAACUCAGGAACCCUUUUGUCAUCAAUGACCUAGACCUCCAGUAUUAUAUCCAAGACAGGAGAGAGGUGUAUCGGAUACUGAAGGCCGAAGGGAUUCUGCUUCCACGCUACGCUGUUCUCAACAGAGACCCCGCCAGACCAGAAGAGUGUAACCUCGUGGAAGGGGAGGACCAUGUGGAGGUAAACGGAGAGGUGUUCCAGAAGCCCUUUGUGGAAAAGCCUGUGAGUGCCGAAGACCACAAUGUCUACAUCUACUACCCCACCUCUGCAGGAGGAGGCAGUCAGAGGCUGUUCCGUAAGAUCGGUAGCAGAAGCAGUGUUUACUCCCCCGAGAGCAACGUGAGGAAAACUGGAUCCUACAUUUAUGAAGAGUUCAUGCCAACGGACGGAACUGACGUGAAGGUGUACACUGUCGGGCCAGACUAUGCUCAUGCAGAGGCCAGGAAGUCCCCAGCUUUGGAUGGCAAGGUUGAGCGAGACAGUGAGGGCAAGGAGGUGCGCUACCCUGUCAUCCUUAAUGCCAGGGAAAAGCUCAUUGCCUGGAAAGUCUGUCUGGCCUUUAAGCAAACGGUCUGUGGAUUUGAUCUGCUACGUGCUAAUGGUCAGUCGUAUGUCUGUGAUGUCAACGGCUUUAGCUUUGUGAAGAACUCCAUGAAGUACUACGACGACUGCGCCAAGAUCCUAGGGAACAUCAUCAUGAGAGAGCUAGCCCCACAGUUUCAGAUACCCUGGUCCAUUCCUCUGGAGGCUGAGGACAUCCCUAUUGUCCCCACUACCUCAGGAACAAUGAUGGAGCUGAGGUGUGUCAUUGCAGUGAUUCGGCAUGGGGACCGAACUCCCAAACAGAAAAUGAAGAUGGAGGUUCGCCAUCAGAGGUUUUUUGAUCUUUUUGAGAAAUGUGAUGGGUACAAAAGUGGAAAACUAAAGUUAAAAAAGCCAAAGCAAUUACAGGAAGUCCUAGAUAUUGCCAGACAACUCCUGGUGGAACUGGGACAGAACACAGACUCUGAAAUCGAAGAAUCCAAAGCAAAACUGGAACAACUGAAAACUGUACUUGAAAUGUACGGCCAUUUUUCAGGAAUCAAUCGAAAGGUCCAGUUAACUUACCUUCCACAUGGGUGUCCCAAAACAUCUAGUGAAGAAGAAGACAUCCGGAGAGAUGACCCAUCUCUGCUGCUGGUGUUAAAGUGGGGUGGAGAGCUGACCCCAGCAGGCCGGGUGCAGGCUGAAGAGCUGGGCAGGGCCUUCCGGUGUAUGUACCCUGGAGGACAAGGGGAUUAUGCAGGAUUUCCUGGGUGUGGCCUGCUACGACUACAUAGUACAUAUCGCCACGAUCUGAAGAUCUACGCCUCGGAUGAAGGCAGGGUACAGAUGACAGCAGCAGCCUUUGCUAAGGGUCUAUUGGCUCUAGAGGGGGAGCUUACACCAAUCCUGGUACAAAUGGUGAAGAGUGCCAACAUGAACGGCCUACUGGACAGCGAUAGUGACUCGCUCAACAGUUGCCAGCAGAAGGUCAAGGCGCGGCUUCAUGAGAUCCUGCAGAGGGACAGGGACUUCACCGCUGAAGACUAUGAGAAGCUUGCUCCAACCACCAGCACCUCUCUGGUCAAGUCCAUGCAGAUGAUCAAGAACCCAGUAAAGACCUGUGACAAGGUCUACUCUCUCAUCCAGAACCUCACUCUGCAGAUCAGACAGAGAAUGGAGGACCCAAAGUCAGCCGACAUCCAGCUUUACCACAGCGAAACCUUGGACCUGAUGCUGCGGCGCUGGGCCAAGCUGGAGAAAGACUUCAAGAUGAAGAACGGACGCUACAACAUCAGCAAGAUCCCAGACAUCUACGACUGCAUUAAGUAUGACGUUCAGCACAAUAGCUCCCUAAAGUUGGACCACAUCAUGGAGAUCUACCGCCUCUCAAAGGCCCUGGCCGACAUUGUUAUCCCACAGGAAUAUGGUAUUUCCCAGCCUGAGAAACUGGAUAUUGCCCAAGGCUAUUGCACUCCCCUUAUUCGCAAGAUCCGCUCUGACCUCCAGAGGACACAAGAUGAUGACACUGUCAACAAACUACACCCGGUAUACUCCCGUGGAGUGAUGUCACCGGAGAGACAUGUGCGGACGAGACUGUACUUCACCAGUGAGAGCCAUGUUCACUCUCUGCUCUCCAUCCUCCGCUAUGGAGCCCUCUGUGAUGAAAACAAAGAUGACCAAUGGAAGAGAGCCAUGGACUACCUCAAAGUCGUCAGUGAAUUGAACUACAUGACCCAGAUUGUAAUCAUGCUUUACGAGGACCCUAACAAGGACCCCUCAUCUGAAGAAAGAUUCCAUGUGGAGCUACAUUUCAGCCCAGGGGCCAAGGGCUGUGAGGAUGACAAGAACUUGCCUUCUGGCUUCGGCUACAGACCAGCAUCUCGAGAGAAUGAGGGCUCCAAGAAGUCUCAGAACGACAGCGACGAAGAGUCAGGUGGUGCCAGGCGCGAUGAACCGGAUCGGGCCCUAAUGAUGUUUCGACCCAUGGUCUCAGACCCAAUCUACAUCCACAGAAAAUCCCCCUUGCCACGCUCCAAAAAGAUUGGUUCUGUGGAAUCCCCAUUGCAGGCAGACUUUAACAAGACCGCACCUGUCAAAGAAGAGAGCCCCCUGAGUGUGUCUAGCCCUGACUCUAUUGGUACCUGGCUUCAUUACACCUGUGGUGUUGGUACUGGGCGUCGAAGACGCAGAUCAGGGGACCAAAUAACUUCCUCUCCUGUCUCCCCCAAAUCACUGGCUUUCACAUCCAGUAUUUUUGGCUCAUGGCAACAGGUUCUGUCAGAGAAUAAUGCCCAUGUUCAAAGACCAGGUAGACUACACUCUGAACACAAGUUAACAACAGGAAUAGGGUCUCAUUGUGCUGGCCUGUUUAGCUCCAUGGUGCUCGGAGCUUCCUCCAGUGCACCUAACCUACAAGAUUAUGCUCGUGCACACCGUAAAAAGCUGACCUCCUCUGGCUUCUUAGAUGAGGCCACGCGUGGUUCUGCUGUAAAAAGAUUUUCUAUCUCAUUUGCGCGACACCCAACCAAUGGUUUUGAAUUGUACUCCAUGGUCCCAUCCAUAUGCCCUUUGGAGACCUUGCACAACUCUCUUUCGCUGAAGCAGGUGGAUGACUUCCUGGCUUCAAUUGCCAAAUCCCAUGAUUCAAUCUUAGACAUCUCUGCCUCCUCCCCGGCUGUGAAGAAAAUCCCUUUGAACACAUACACCCCAGCAAAGAUCUUACCCUGUCCGUUCACUCAAAGCAAAACAAAUCUUAAGGCUACAAAUGUGAGUGAAGUGUCCCACUGCAAAUUCCCUAGCUAUGGUCCUAUGGACAUCUCCCCAGAAGGUGCAGCUGGAGAAGUGUCACAGCAUAUUUCUCUCCAGCUAACUGCGGAGAGGAAAGCAACAUUUCAGCCUACAACUGAGAACCAGCAACCUGUUCUAGAAACAAGUCAGCACACCUUUAGUGGUCAUGAUAAACUAAUUUUAACCUCUGGCACAUCCGGGGCUAUUGCAGCCCUGCAAUUUGAUGGCCAAAGUUCUAAAAUUCUACCGACAACAAUCGAUGGCAAAGUUCAGCAGAAUACCCCUACACAUAAUAUUGCACAACCCUCACAAGAGACAAUGACUUGUAAAAAGUCAUCACAUCCUCCUUCUCAAGAAACACUGGCAAGUGGGCAGGUGCCAAUGCAAACUAUAGCCCAACACCCUCAAGGUGGCAAAGUGCCACCACAAGCCCUUUGUUGCCAUUUUUCCCCCACAGGGAAGACCAAGGCGAUGUCAUCACUUGACCAAUUGCACCUAGAAAAUUUGGAUAGAGAAUCAUUUUCUGUUACUAGUGGCAAGGAAAAGGUGACAAAAUAGGAUUUAAAAAAAUGUGAUCAGUGCAUUGUUUAAAUUUGUUAGAUAUCACACAAGUCACAAGUGUUACAACCAUUGUUGGGAAUCAUAUUACGAGAGAAUAACAUCAGUCUAAAAGUAUUUAUUGUUAUAAAAACUGUUAGUUACUCUGGGCCAUUUCAAAGCUUUGAAGUGUCACUGUUGCAUCGUUUGAGUGUAGACUUGUACUACAUCUGAUGUAUUUUGAGUGACUGUAUGUUCAACUGUAUGAAUGGUUUCCAUUUUGUUCAUAAUUUGCUAAUGUCUUGUAUAUUUGAAUGCAGAUGUACAGUGUGAAAUACAUUUAGCUGUCUACAUCAUCAUUAUUAAAUAUUCCAUAGCUGUGACAAAUGUAAUUCAUUCCUCAAUUUCAGUCAAGGUCCAAAAAUAUGUUUUUCAAAGGUCAGAUGAAAUGAUAAAUUUAAAUGUGAGUUGAAAACACAUUUAUUUUCAAUGCUACUCUGAAUUUGCACUUCUUAUUUCUCAUCCAUGAUACUGGAAUGUCUGCCUCAUCAAUACUGUGAUGACAAUUAUUUCUAUAUUUUACAUGUAAUCAAACUUGAUUGUUGAACUGUAUAUAUUCAGAAUAAAUUCUUGUAUUAAGAGUCUGUUCUGUUA
Molecule: messenger RNA, 5460 nt
Organism: Hypomesus transpacificus
Lineage: Eukaryota; Metazoa; Chordata; Actinopteri; Osmeriformes; Osmeridae
Gene: ppip5k2
Product: diphosphoinositol pentakisphosphate kinase 2
Exons: 32
Coding region: 559-4827 (1422 amino acids)
Biological process (GO): inositol metabolic process; inositol phosphate biosynthetic process
Cellular component (GO): cytosol
Molecular function (GO): diphosphoinositol pentakisphosphate kinase activity; 5-diphosphoinositol pentakisphosphate 1-kinase activity; inositol hexakisphosphate kinase activity
Source: RefSeq, a predicted model, not a curated record